Molecule: messenger RNA, 1252 nt
Organism: Racocetra persica
Lineage: Eukaryota; Fungi; Glomeromycota; Glomeromycetes; Diversisporales; Gigasporaceae
Source: the annotation of a GenBank genome assembly
AUGAUCUUUAAAUCUAAAUGCCCAGAUAUAAAAAUUCCUCAAGUCGGAAUUUAUCAAUAUGUGACUAGUAAUCCAAACAAAAUUUCAGAUGAUAAGAUUAUUUACCUGGACGGGAUUACUGGUAAACGUUACACUUUUGGCAAAUUUAAACAUGAAUCGAAAAAGUUUGCUGCAGGACUACAAGAUAAGUUAGAAUUUAAACGUGGUGAUGUUUUGGCGGUAUUUUCGCAUAAUCAGGUUGAUCAUCCUAUUAUACUCUUUGGAGCGAUUGCAGCUGGAGGCAAAGUAACGGUGGAAAAUCCAAAAUAUAAAACAUUAGAGGAAUUAUCUUAUCAUUUAACCGAUUCAGGUGCAUCUGUUCUAAUCGUGCAUCCAGAAUGUUUUGAAGUCGUUAUUGAAGCUUCAAUCAAUGCAAAAAUUCCCACCUCCAGGGUAUUUUUGUUUGGUGAUAAAGAAAUAAAGGGAUAUAAACCUUAUCGCUCUAUUUUAAUUGGUGAUCGUGAAAUUGAGCCGAUUAUUUAUACUCCUGAAGAAGCAAAAUCAACUACUGCUUAUAUAGUUUACACUUCUGGUACAACCGGAAAGCCAAAAGGCGUCGAACGUACUCACGCAAACGUAACUGCCGCUUUGGCUCAAUUAACUGUUGUAGAUGAUAAACUUGGACCACAUAGUAUAAUUUUGGGUGUCGUCCCAGUUCGUCACGUUUAUUCGCUUGAUAAUAUUCUUCAUGCACCCUUAAUUCACGGUGCUACUACAAUCAUUCAUCCAGGGUUCAAUUUGAAAACGUUUUGUGAAUCAGUUCAAAAAUAUAAAAUUACGCAUAUUUUUGGUUAUCCGUCAAUUAUAUUUGAACUUGUCAAUGAUCCAUUGGCUCAACAAUUUGAUUUAUCAAGUAUGAAUAUGUUUAUAAGCGCGGGAACUCAGCUAAGGGAUAAAUUACAAAGAAAAUUUUAUGAAAUGUUUAAAACACCGAUUCUUCAACAUUAUGGUUCUACUGAAAUGGGUACGUCACUAAGUUCUCUUACAAUGAAGAGUACAAUUCCAGAUUCUUGUGGGAAUCUUCUUCCAAAUAUUCAGGCUAAAAUAUUAUCAGAAGAUGGUCGUGAAUUGGGAUUCAACGAACUUGGGGAAUUGUGCAUUCAAGGUCCAAAUGUUAUGAAGGGUUUUCUCAAUAAAAAAGAAGUUACAGAUGCUGUUAUCGAUAAAGACGGAUUUUAUAGCACAGGGGAUAUUGUAUAUGCUGAUAAACAAG